AUGGCCCGAAGAGCCUGUCAUGAUUGGGCUGCAUACAUUGCUUUAAAACUUCUAGCCUUCGGUGGGCAGAAUCUAUCUCAAGAUUACCCGGCAUAUGAGACGAAAUACGAAGCAUCAAGGCGUACAGCAGUGGUUGAGCAGAGAAAAGUAGUGAGCGUUUCUCCCUUCGACGGGUCUGUUAGGAAACGAGCGAACCUGCCGGUUAGGCUUAACCGCCAUGCCCCGGAUUCUUCUCCCGGCUGGGUGCUGAUGCCAACGCCAUGCCGAGUGCUUACGGUCCAUGUGGUAGCCAAGGUGUCGAUUCAUGCGUUAUUUUGCGGUCGCAGUGCUCAGCCACGUCAAAUCGUUCGCUCCGUUGAUGACCUGGAUCCAUCGUACAUCAGUGCUGACUUUCUUCUGGUUGAUUUUGUGGCGGCUGAAUUCACCGAUCUCAGCCUUCUGAGCGUAGUGCAAUCUCAUCUGCCUCGAGCAUCCUCUAGCAGAAUGCCACCUGGAGUGAUGCGAUUGCCAGCCGGUCUGACUGGAUGUGCCAAGCAGUUAGACUCAUGCGGACUAACGCAAGACAAGAGCACGGACCUUCUCGGUGCUGGUGCUGGAGCGACUGAGGGUGGGCGAAAUGAGCUAUUAAGCUCUUUCGUCCGACGGGCUGUGUUCAAAACCCAAUUGAUAAGCUGUGAAUGA
Molecule: messenger RNA, 681 nt
Organism: Aspergillus vadensis CBS 113365
Lineage: Eukaryota; Fungi; Ascomycota; Eurotiomycetes; Eurotiales; Aspergillaceae
Exons: 7
Coding region: 1-681 (226 amino acids)
Source: RefSeq, a predicted model, not a curated record